UUGACAUUUAGUCAUCUGUCAAGUCACUGAAUUUUCGACCUUGUUGACAUUCAAAUUUUCAUGAAUUUUAUCAAAAAAAUAAGUCUUUACAGUUUAACUUCACCGUAUUUAAAGAAAAUCGAUAUCCUACAUAAACCCCGCGGCAGUUUACUCAUCUGCAGACUCCAGCACCAGACUCCGAGGAUGUCCAAGACUGCGCUGAUGAUCCUGGCGGAGGGCGCCGAGGAGAUGGAGACCGUCAUCACCGUGGACAUGCUGAGGCGAGCCGGCGUGACAGUGACGGUGGCGGGGCUGGACGGGGCGGCGCCAGUGCUGUGCUCCCGGCAGAUCACCCUCGUGCCUGACAAGUCUCUGGCUGAUGCCCUCGCAGAGAGGCCUGAGUAUGAUGCUGUGAUCCUGCCCGGCGGGCUGGAGGGCUCGGACCGGCUCAGCAAGUCCAGUGCAGUUGGCACUCUGCUGAAGGAACACGAGAAGAAUGGGAAGAUUGUUGCAGCUAUCUGUGCUGCGCCGACAGCGUUCGCGGCGCACGGCGUGGCGUCCGGCAAGCGCGUGACGUCAUAUCCGACCACCAAGGACAAGAUGGCGGGCUACGAGUAUGUGGAGGGGGAGAGGGUGGUGGUAGAUGGCAACAUUGUCACUAGCCGGGGCCCCGGCACGGCCUACUGGUUCGGCCUGACUCUCAUCGAGCUACUGACUGACAAGGCAAAGGCGGAACAAGUGGAAAAGGGCAUGCUCAUCUCCAACUAUUAAGAAAAAUAUCUUGGCUGUAUGCGACAAGAUUCCCUUGCCGCCGAUUGUAAAUUAAAAACUAAAAAGAUGGCGCGUAUUUUUGAAAUGUCAAGUUUUCAAAAUGUCCGCCGCAAUUUUCUCAUAAAAUGGGAAGUUGUAAUUUUUGUAUCUCUAUAAAAAAACAAUCGUAAGUUAAGAUAAAUACGUAGUGGUGUCUAAAUAAUUUUUAAGGAUAAUUAAUUAGAUGGGUGAUUUUCUAAUGAAAUAAACACUUUGAAUGGUAAAA
Molecule: messenger RNA, 1015 nt
Organism: Plutella xylostella (diamondback moth)
Lineage: Eukaryota; Metazoa; Arthropoda; Insecta; Lepidoptera; Plutellidae
Gene: BmDJ-1beta
Product: DJ-1 beta
Biological process (GO): response to oxidative stress; glycolate biosynthetic process; glyoxal metabolic process
Cellular component (GO): cytoplasm; mitochondrion; nucleus
Source: RefSeq, a predicted model, not a curated record